AUGAGCGCCUAUUUUUCACACUUGAACGCAUCCGCGACUUCUGGCUCUAGAAAACUGGCGUUUGAUAAGUACCGGCGACAUCGCGACCUGGCCACCCGAUUUUUCGACUCCAUGUCUAUGAGCCCGCGCGGGGUGCAUGGAGAAGCCAUCGUCUGCGGCGUGCAUCUGGCCCUGCUGGAAGCUCUCGCGAACAACAUGCAAAGCUGUCAAUCGUAUCUCAGGGGCGUGUCGGGAUUUCUUGCGAAAGAGGAGUCCUUCCUUGCACCUACACUGGAGUUUCUACGUCUCAACCAGCCCAACGGAAAUUUGAAAGACUUUUGUAUCAAUUACGAAACAUCUUUGGAUCCAUACAAUGCUACUCCUUCGCCUCUACCCUCGAGUAUGGAGAGUACCGCAGCCGUGUUCUUCACAGCGACAUUUGUUUGGAACGACAUUUUAUGCGCCGCCGCAGAGAUUCGAAUACCCGACGCAGAAGCAAAGUACCGACUUUUACUUGCCGAAGACGCUUUUUCUUCAGUGCUCAGAGAAGUCACAGGCUGCGCAAGCGCUAUCAAUUAUCCGACGGUACUCUCAGCGUCCGAGAUCUUGUCCACAGAUCUUGCAAGAUUGAAGCAGCCCUAG
Molecule: messenger RNA, 621 nt
Organism: Akanthomyces muscarius
Lineage: Eukaryota; Fungi; Ascomycota; Sordariomycetes; Hypocreales; Cordycipitaceae
Exons: 3
Coding region: 1-621 (206 amino acids)
Source: RefSeq, a predicted model, not a curated record